Schistosoma turkestanicum is the source of this 313-nucleotide messenger RNA. NCBI's taxonomy places the organism in Eukaryota, Metazoa, Platyhelminthes, Trematoda, Strigeidida, Schistosomatidae. The record is from the annotation of a GenBank genome assembly.
AAAUUUCGGUGUUCACAUAGAAUAGUGCUUUAACUGAACGUUGAAAAAUAGUGACAUGGAGUUCAUGAAUUUAUUCAGUCUAAAUAUUUCAACCAUGAUAACAUGGGCAUUUGGUGCAAAGUCAAAAGAAAAUAACAAUUGUGUCUGUAACACCACAAAUUCGUGCACAUUCGAUGCAACUGCGUUGGACAAACCACGUCGUUUAUCUACAAUCCUUCUGAUAAUUAUGGUUAUUGUAUUGGGAAUCAUUAUCAUAUUCAUCAGAGCAUUGUACACUGCAUAUACAAGGAGUGCCAUCAUCAUGAUUAUAACC